UAAAAUAAAGUUUAUUUUGCUUAUUUCCUCUUAGGUAACGUUUGCUGAUAAAAUGCUCGGCUUCAUGGCCUGGGUAAUGCCCCUGUUCGUGGCAUGUUCGACGUUUGGAUCCCUUAACGGUGCCAUCUUUGCCUCGUCCCGAUUGUUCUUCGUUGGAGCUCGCAAUGGCCAUCUUCCCGCAGCCCUAUCGCUCAUCAACAUCAGCUGCCUUACACCGAUUCCUUCUCUGAUCUUUUUGGGUGUAUUGACAUUGGGUCUAUUAUUUGUGCGAGAUGUUUUCUCAAUCAUCAACUACGUGAGCUAUGUGGAAAUAUUAUUCAUUUUUAUUUCGGUAGCCGGGUUAUUGAGGUUACGUCAGAAGAAUCCGGACGCUAAGCGACCUAUCAAGGUGUCACUUAUAGCCCCAAUAGUCUUCCUCUUGACAGCCGGAUUUUUGGUGAUAUUUUCCGCUUUCGAGUCCCCAAUCGAAGUGGCCAUCGGGACCAUCAUCAUCCUGCUAGGCAUUCCGGUAUACUACGUGACGAUCCACAAACCGUGGCAGUGGUUAACAGCCCGAUCCCAGGCGAUAAACAGUUUCUGCUCCAAACUAUUUGUCUGCAUGCCUAACAGUGAAAAACUAGAAUGAUCAUCGUUUCUGGGCGGCCUCAUUGGCACAAUUUGCCAAGCGCUCUUGUAAAUAGAAUUCCGUUUCUUAAUGUUUAAGAUUCCAGCUUGCUAGGAUUAACGCAUGAAAAUGACAUAAGUAAAGCCUUCCGAACGCAACGUUUGGAUCAAUAAAUUUUGCCUUAAUAGUUUUUCUUCCGACAUAUCGUAUUGUAAAUAAGGUGUAGUAUUUAAUAUGAAACACUUUUUAGGGAUUUAUACACAUUUAAUGUUAGUUUCGUGGAAUGCCGGGAAAUUAAAGUUAAAGUUUUCAUAGGGCACUGAAAAAAAAAAUCGGUACGCGCUAUUAACCCAACAUCGACAUCUGCAACGUAAAGCUCAACAACUUUUCUUUAAGCAAAUAGCAAAAAAAAUCACACUACACAAACAGCACUUCAUGAUAACACAAAACUUAGGACAAUAACAAUAGACAUCUGUUUGAUUCUUGUAGCAGCUUAGAUCUUUAACAUGACGAUUUACCGAAAUCUCGAAACAAGGAUCCUUGAGAAACUAAGUUUAAGAUAAAAAUAAA
Messenger RNA from Uranotaenia lowii, 1174 nucleotides. Its product is annotated as large neutral amino acids transporter small subunit 1-like. The record is from RefSeq and is a predicted model, not a curated record. Gene Ontology annotation, molecular function: L-amino acid transmembrane transporter activity. NCBI's taxonomy places the organism in Eukaryota, Metazoa, Arthropoda, Insecta, Diptera, Culicidae. Gene Ontology annotation, cellular component: membrane. Bases 53 to 625 code for a protein of 190 amino acids. Gene Ontology annotation, biological process: amino acid transmembrane transport. The transcript has 3 exons.